AUGUCCGAGUUUGAUCCGACUUUCGUCAAUUACACCAAUAGCGAAGCUCGCGAUUACGCCAAGGGCCGUGGAAACUACGCAGAAUCCCUACACAAGAUUAUCCUCGAGCAUCACAUUAAGACCGGGGGCAAACUAAAUACCCUCGCUGAUGUCGGCUGUGGUCCUGGUAAUUCAACAAGACCGCUGGCAGCUUCUUUUGAACAUGCCAUUGGUUUAGAUCCUGGAGUUGAAAUGAUCAAUACCGCUCGCUCGCUGGCGGGGACCACUGCAAUCAACGAACCCAUUGUAUACGUUGUCUCCGGGGCUGAAUCAAUUACUAACGCAAUUCGCAUCACUUUACCAUCCGUUGAGCAGAAUGAAGGAGUGGAUAUGAUCACGGCUGCCAUGGCGGCUCAUUGGUUCAAUAUGCCCAAGUUCUGGACAGAAGCUGCUACCAUACUCAAACCUGGGGGAACAGUUGCCCUGUGGACUCACUCGUCCCUUUACUGCCAUCCGUCUAUCCCCAAUGCUUUAGAGGUUCAAAAAGCAUUCUUCCGUUUGGAAAGGGAGGUUCUUGCUCCCUUUGAGCUCCCAGAAAAUAGACUUUCACGCGAAUGCUAUGACAACCUGUUACUUCCAUGGAAUAUUAGUAACGAGAGUAUCGAAAAUGUAUUUCCCGAGUCACAAUUUGUGCGAAUGGAAUGGGAUCGUGAUGGAAUACUCACAGACGGGGAGAACUUCUUCGAGGGUUCAGACGAGACAACUGUGGAUAAUCUCUCGGCGAGCCUACAGACCGCCAGCAUGGUGACUCGAUGGAGAGAGGCACAUCCAUACCUCAUAGGCACAGAAGAGGAUUGCGUCACAAAAGCAAUGAUAGAAGUACGUCAAGCAUUAGGUGUAAAAGAGGACGAUAAUCCCUCAUUAAAGGUUGGAAAUGGGACCGCACUUUUGCUUUUCAAGCGAAUAUAA
Molecule: messenger RNA, 948 nt
Organism: Penicillium angulare
Lineage: Eukaryota; Fungi; Ascomycota; Eurotiomycetes; Eurotiales; Aspergillaceae
Product: class I SAM-dependent methyltransferase
Exons: 3
Coding region: 1-948 (315 amino acids)
Molecular function (GO): S-adenosylmethionine-dependent methyltransferase activity
Source: RefSeq, a predicted model, not a curated record